UGGGCAAUAAAGGCGAUGCCUGGUAAAGCAGUUGGUGGCCUGAAGGGGGCGGCUGUGCGGGUCGGAACGGUUGUUGCCAGAAGCGGGUGUCCACCCGGAGCCGUGAGGGGGUGCUGGACCGUCGGGAGUCAUCCCUUGUCCUUGAAUUGCCGUCCGGGUCGGGUGCUGGGUGACCGUCGGGAAAUGGGGCUCCUGCCAGACAGAGCGAAAGCGCUGCCGCCGCCGGGCAUCGUCAAUAGGAACAGCGUGUGGCUGGGGCUCAUCGGCUGGACCACGGCGGUACUGCAGAACGGCCUGAACCGCCGGCCGGCGCUCAAAGCCGGUGUGCACCGGCAGCUUCUUUUUGUUACUGUUGGAUGGUUUCUUGGCUAUUACCUCACCAAAGUGGAAAAUUACAAGACUGCCAAAUUAGACCAAGAGAUGAUGGAAUAUAUUCGGCAACACCCAGGUGACUUUCCUGAAAAAGAAAAAAAGACAUAUGCAGAGAUUCUGGAGGAUUUUCAUCCAAUUCACUAAACCAUCGACAGUAACUCUUAGUUGACCAUGUUGGGUAAUUGGUAUAACUCACAUGACUGUCUUAUCAGCUGAUGUAUGAAAAUAUUCUACAGUGUGCUUAUGGUCUUUCUCAUUGUAAAUUACUUCAUAAUAAAUUAUAAGAACUAA
This is a messenger RNA of Carcharodon carcharias (great white shark), 663 nucleotides long. RefSeq names its product NADH:ubiquinone oxidoreductase subunit C2 (gene ndufc2). Gene Ontology annotation, cellular component: mitochondrial inner membrane. The transcript is spliced from 3 exons. The record is from RefSeq and is a predicted model, not a curated record. NCBI's taxonomy places the organism in Eukaryota, Metazoa, Chordata, Chondrichthyes, Lamniformes, Lamnidae. Bases 16 to 516 code for a protein of 166 amino acids. Gene Ontology annotation, biological process: mitochondrial electron transport, NADH to ubiquinone.